CGAUUUCUUCAUCAUUCGGAACAGUUCUAAUUCUUGCGUUAGGAUUGUGUACACGUUGUUGGGAAUAUGGCUGAUGUAACGAAUGUUUUUAAAGCCACAGUAAAGGCUUUGCGAUCGAGAAAGAAAUUUACUGGAGAUGUUCAACAUAAAUCUCAAACAUUUACUAAUAUUUUACCAUCAUCAAAGCACAAGGGAGAUUUUGAAAGGAAAAGCAAAGAAGUAGUCAGUAGUAUUUCAAAGUUGAAAGAUUUCUUGAUGGAACACAGGAAAGCUUAUGUCAGCACUGGCAGCCACCUCAGUGCAGAAACCUCCAGCAUGACGGAUACAGAACGAGACCAGAUUGAUGAAGAGGCUGAGAAAGUGAUACACAUGUGCCAGGAAUCAGUAGCUCUCAUCAAGAACUUAAAUGCCAGAGUUCAACCUCAGGUUAAGGAGCACCGGUCGUCAGCCAUCAGACUUGUAGAAGAUUACCUUAAAGUGGUUUGUAAAAUCUAUAGUGAACAGAGAGCAGUAAGGGUGAAAAGAGUGGUGGAUAGAAAAAGAUUGUCAAAGCUAGAACCUGACAAGUUAGUGAAAGAGAAACGACACAAAAAGCAGCCCUCUCCCACAGAAAACGCUAAUAAUUCCAGUGAGGAGGAUCAAUUAAAUCAAGAAGGUGAGAUAUCACCAAAAAAGUCGAGAGAUCUGGUAAUGGAGGAAAGCAUGGAAGAGGAGGAGGUAUCACCAGAGGAAGCACAAAUGUUUGAGAGAGAAAAUGCUGCAUUAUUUGAAGAGAUGUCCAGCGUGUCUCAGGAAGUGGGUCAAAUAGAGGGUAAAGUGAUGGAAAUUGCCAAGCUUCAAGAAAUCUUCACAGAGAAAGUUUUAGAACAGGAGAAGGAUAUAGACAGAAUUGAGCAGGUUGUUGUUGGCUCCACAGAAAAUGUUAAAGAGGGCAACGAAGAAAUCAGACAGGCUAUGAAGAAUAGUGCUGGCUUCCGUGUUUACAUUUUAUUUUUCCUACUUCUGCUGACCCUAUCCUUACUCUUUUUGGACUGGUACAACAGCUAACAAAGGGAGAUAACUCAUUGGCACUCAAGCAAGUGAAGGGAGACAACUUGUACCAUCCAAGUGUGUUUGAUGGAUUACAGCAAAAUACAUACGUGUAUACACCAAUUUGGGAAUGUGCAAUUUGACUAGUUAUUGCCUGUAUGAUUUAUUUAUAUACAACAGCUUUCAGACUGUGUAUGUUACACAAUCUGAUGUUGAAUAUCCAUGUACUAUAAUGAUAACGCUCAGUUAUGUACAUUAGCGGCAGUAGUAUGUUCUUAAGUACCGAGGUUUUUUUUUCAUUUUUCAAGAACACAUUGCACUGGAAAGUCUCAAAUGUUUUUCUUGAUUAUUAAAAAUACAGACAAAU
This is a messenger RNA of Ostrea edulis (European flat oyster), 1396 nucleotides long. RefSeq names its product syntaxin-18-like. Gene Ontology annotation, biological process: retrograde vesicle-mediated transport, Golgi to endoplasmic reticulum. NCBI's taxonomy places the organism in Eukaryota, Metazoa, Mollusca, Bivalvia, Ostreida, Ostreidae. Bases 67 to 1047 code for a protein of 326 amino acids. Gene Ontology annotation, cellular component: endoplasmic reticulum; SNARE complex. The record is from RefSeq and is a predicted model, not a curated record. The transcript is spliced from 11 exons.